AUCCGACUCCAGCCGGAGCCGGAGCCGGAGAUCCAUCCUCUGAUGCUAGGAGGUGCAUCAGAGGGUGGGAUCAGGGGGAUCAGGAAAGCGGGCGCAGCACAGAGCCUCUCACUCCUGUCGUGCUCAUUCUGCCUCCAGGGACUAAACUGUUCAAGGCACCGGAGAGGUGGCCGGAGUCGCGUCCCGGCUCCGGGGAGCCCGUAGGGAGGGGUCGGGUGCAGGCUGAGCUCAGGUCUCCAUGCUACCCUUCCCCCUUUGUCCCUAUCCCUUCCUGCUUAUCCCUAGUCGGGCCAAGCUCCUCCUCCCUCAUCUUUCCCCCGCCCCAGGCAAAGCGCAGAUCUUUGCCCAAGUGCUUUGCGCCUCCGGGAAAGGCAGCGGUCUAAAUAAUUUCCUUGCUUUUGUUUGUUUUAAGCGGCAACUAACCUUUUUCCUGUUACCGCGAAUCUUCGCCCCAGUUUCACAAAAAGUGCCGUUGAGUGCUCGCUUUCCUGUUGUGACUCCGGACUCUGUUCCCUACUGGGGUGGGUUUUGGAAUUGAGAUGUGUGGUGACCUUGUGUUUACCGGCAACUCAGUAUACUACGCAGCUCGAUAUAUUACGCGCCGUUCUAUCCCGGUGGGUGGUCCCAACACUGGAAGGAGAAUUGCUAGUCUUGUGUAUCCACAUAACCGAGCUUUACACUAGGAUAUAUUUGAAAAAUACAGGAAGCAGACCACAAAAUAAUUUUUCCAAUUCUCCCAAAUUUUAAUUUAUAAAUUAUAAAUGCAGUGCUGUAAUUUGCGUUAUAUCAUCAGAUUCUCCAUGUGGCAUUUGAUCCAGUUUAUUAUGAAGUUGCUUAACCUUCUGGAUUCUUUAGGAUUUAACCAUAACAAGAAUCUUACAUUUGUCGAGAGGCCAAGUUAGAGUUUGGAAAAGUCACCAUUUUUCUGUUAUGCUACUUCUUUGGGCCUGAUGGUUCUAUGAACCUCUAAAAGAAGCUCAGAGCUUUCCUUCUGUUUGCUUGGAACAUCCGGAAUCUACUUUCUUAGUAUUUCUCAGCAGUCAACACUAAGAGGAGAAAACAUAAGGAAUUCAUCUUCAUCAGUGGCAUUUAAACAUUUGUGAAACUUAAAAAUUGUAACCAGAGUUCUGAUUCAUGGAACUUCAGAGAAGGCAUAGAAGAUAUGUGACAGAAGCAAGAACAUUUCUGCUGGAAAUAUAAUGGUGAACAGAACAGUCGGUUCCUGCUCUCACAGAACUUAAAGUUUAGCGAGGAAGAUAAAACCAAACAAUUCAGAAGACCUGUUUGAGAUGUGGUGGUUUCAGCAAGGCCUCAGUUUCCUCCCAUCUGCCCUUGUAAUUUGGACGGCUGCUGCUUUUAUCUUUUCAUACAUUACUGCAAUAACUCUCCACCAUGUUGACCCGGCUUUGCCUUAUAUCAGUGACACUGGUACAGUAGCUCCAGAAAAAUGCUUGUUUGGGGCAAUGUUAAAUGUCACCGCAGUUUUAUGCGUUGCUACCAUUUAUGUUCGUUAUAAACAAGUUCAAGCUCUGAAUCCUGAAGAAAAUCGUAUCAUCAGAUUGAACAAAGCUGGCCUUGUGCUUGGAUUACUGAGUUGCUUGGGACUUUCUAUUGUGGCAAACUUCCAGAAAACAACCCUUUUUGUUGCACAUGUAAGUGGAGCUAUACUCACUUUUGGUCUGGGCUCAUUAUAUAUGUUUGUUCAGACCAUCCUUUCCUACCAAAUGCAGCCCAAAAUUCAUGGCAAACAAGUCUUCUGGAUCAGACUACUGGUGGCUAUCUGGUGUGGAGUCAGUGCGCUUAGCAUGCUGAUUUGCUCAUCACUUUUGUACAAUGGCAAUUUUGGCACUGAUAUAGUGCAGAAACUCCAUUGGAACCCUGAGGACAAAGGUUAUGUGCUUCACAUGAUCACUACUGCAGCAGAAUGGUCCAUGUCAUUUUCCUUCUUUGGUUUUUUCCUAAGUUACAUCCGUGAUUUUCAGAAAAUAUCUUUACAGGUGGAAGCCAAUUUACAAGGAUUAACCCUCUAUGACACUGCUCCUUGCCCUAUUAACAAUGAACGAACUCGACUACUUUCCAGAGAUUUAUGAUGAAGGGAUCAAAUAUUUCUGUGAUGAUUAUGAUUCUCAGGGAUUGAGGAAACAUUCACAAAGCUACUUAUUCUGCUCAGAAAUUUUCAACCAAUUAAUCAAGGCUGACAUAGACAUUGAUGAAUACUGAUAAUCAAGAGAUGUGAAAUAAGCCAUUUGUUAAGUUAUUUUAAAGGAUAUCAUCAGGAGGACCAUGUAAACAUGCCUAUACUUUUUUAUUCCAGAAAAUAAAACCAAAGGACUACAACGUUGUAGUUUUUCUACUUUAUUUAAGAGAAACAUGCAGAAGUACACCAAGCAGUCUGCAUGGCCCAGCAUUUCACAUUUUGUAAAUCACUGUAAAGCAUGUUUUGUUUGGAGCAUUUAUGAGAGACAUUUUUCAGGACCCCAAAUAAUCAGUAUUGGUCAGUAAUUCCUUAAGAACUGGAUUUUGAAGCAAUCUUAUUAAUUAUAUCUCUUCAUCAACAAAGUUGUAAACUCUAGAUUUAGGAACUACUUUAGUACAGAAAUAGUGAAGAAGGUUCUUUCAGGUUCUUUAUUCCCCCCAAAGUCAAAAAAGAGAUUUUGUAGUCUUUUAAUUUUUCUUCUGGAAGCCACCUAUAAAGAGAAGCAGGCUUGAAUUCAAGUGAGCUCUUUAUUUUGCUUAAGCUUUACACAAGAGAUUCUGUGAGUACUGAUGAAAUUUUUGCUGCAAGACCAGGUACUAGGCUAACUGAUCUAUCUGACACGUUUGGAGUAGUUUAGUGAAGCUUAAGGUAUGGUAUGAGAUUUUAAUUAAAUGAAGAAGAGAGGUAGCUAUAAGUAAGAGACUUGCUGCAUAAAUUUACAUAAAGCAAGGGGUAAUAAUGUUCAUAUACACUGCUGAGAAGUUUGUGAAUAACAAUAGGUAUGAUUGAUAUCAAAAGUCUUCCCAAUUGCAGUGAGAGCUUCUUAGAUUUUCAUUUACUGCAAAUUAUAGUCAUUUAUAAAAAUAGUCUUAAGCAGACAAAUGUUGAGCCUUUUUAAGGAGAUGUGAUCUUUGUAGAAUCUAAAUUCUAAAGAACCAAAUUCAGCAAUCAAACAAACAAACUAGGUGCUAAAUCAUUAUGAUGCAUGCAUUCGUAAACAAUUUUCUCUCUUUUUCUCUUAUCACACAAGAAGCUAGAUAGUUUCUAUUUGGAUUCCUAUCUGUGCAGAUAAGGAUCUUUUACAGAUCCCUGAGAUUAACAGGUUUAUCCUUUUAGAGGAGAAGGGUCCAUGGCCAGAAGACAUUUUAAGAACAAGUUCAAAAUAUAAGAGGGAGCAAUUUGAGAGAAAAUUCUUACAUAAUGGAACCUGUGAUGUCAAUUAUGAAUAAGUUGCUGGAUAUAGGAGUAAAUAAGCAAUAUUUCUGAAGGCAUUCUGGAAUAACAAGACAAAAUGGAAUAAAGUAAAUACUGUCUUACCUUUAUCAAGAGAUAGUGAACAUGGGAGACAUUCCACUAAAAAAAACAAAAAAAUUGGGAAACAGAUCAUAACAGAUUAUGCUUUUGAAAAUCAUGGUGAAACCACACCUGGGAAACAACUCCCAGUGCUGAUUGCUGUACUCAAGGAAGCUGUAGUUGAAGUUGAAAAGGACUACAGGAUGUUGAGUCUUUAGCUUAUAAAGACCCAAGGCUGAGAGGGAAAUACAAUUAAAGUUCAUAAAAUUAUAAAUUAUGUGUGGGGAUGACAGCACAGGAAAGAACAAGGACUCGUGUCCUUUCCUACAAUGUUAGGUUUAUGGAUAUACAGGAACAAUUUAAAACUUGUUUUAAGAUGAAAAUAUUAAUUUGAUAGCAUUUGAAUUCUGAGUUAACUUUUACCCUUAGAAUUAAAAGGCUGAAAAAAUUAAUAGGUUCAAGAAGGGAUGAGAUAACCAUCUACAAUAAAUAAAGAGAAACAUGGAAGAGGUGUGCAUCCCACAUCUUAAGACUAAAGUAGUCAACCAUACCUUUCUUCAAAUGUGCCUCUCUUCUGUCAGGUAAAACUCUAUCUUGGUUAGCUUGGGUGAAUUGAUAAGGCAUGUCCAUUUGGUUCUAUCAAAAUUUUUGUGCUGAAUGUUUAGCUUUCUAGAUGAGAGGUCUUAAGCUAACAAAAUUGGCAGAUACUGCUAACAGAUAAUGGAAACUGUUUUCUUGUUCUGGGUACACAGCAACACCAUAUCCUCCAGCCUCCCUUGCAGUUAGGUGUAGACAUGAUCCUGAAUUUCAGCCAGUAGAGUGUGAGUAGAAUGAAUAUGUUUGCUAUUUUUGUGCUAAGGAUUUAAGAAGCAGUAAUGUUUCCUCCUAAUUUUCUCCCCUUGUAUCAAUUGGAUCUUUAUGACAAGGUUGUAGGUGGUGGCAGAAUCACAAAUUAGAAGGAAUCUGAACUUGUUCCCUUUUAAUUAGAUUUUAGAAAAUCAAACCUGGUAUAUGAUGUAAUUCAGGUACUCAUUUUAUAUCCAUACCAGUUAGUAGGAUUAUGUUGCAGAUCCUUAAAAUGGUGUCAUGUAAGUGCACAGUGAAUUUAUGAAGGAGAAAGACAAUUUUUCUUAUCACUUCUGUAGUAUCCAAUAUAAAUUUAGUGCAAAAUAAAAGUUGAGUAAAUACCAACUUA
This is a messenger RNA of Choloepus didactylus (southern two-toed sloth), 4685 nucleotides long. RefSeq names its product DNA damage regulated autophagy modulator 2 (gene DRAM2). Bases 1290 to 2090 code for a protein of 266 amino acids. The record is from RefSeq and is a predicted model, not a curated record. NCBI's taxonomy places the organism in Eukaryota, Metazoa, Chordata, Mammalia, Pilosa, Megalonychidae. Gene Ontology annotation, biological process: photoreceptor cell maintenance; regulation of autophagy. The transcript has 9 exons. Gene Ontology annotation, cellular component: lysosome.